AAAGUGUAUAAAUGACAUUUCACUUAGUCGUCAUACAAUUAAUUGACUUUAAACUAUCAAAUUAUAUUCUAAUUUAGUCAUAACUUAUAUCUACUUAUUUAUUAAAUAAUAAAGAAAGAGAUAUAUUAUUCCUUACUUGAAAUAUGGCGACAACUGAAAAUGUUCAAGAAAAUUCAACACCUGAAGACAUGAAAACAGUACAGUUACUGGCUAGGGGGUUAAUGGAAAUAUACGAGCCUCCUUUGGUGUCACUAAAUACACAUUUAAAAGAAUUAACUGAUAAACAAGAUGCUGUACACACUAUGAUCUGUUCCGAACGGAGGCGACUAGAGGAUUUACAGAAUGACGCUAUGCUUGAUGCACUGCUUGCCGAUAUAGCUACCAACAAGGAGAAGCUCUCGGCAAUCAGCGGCAGCAUGAUGAAUCUACAUAAAAGGGUGCAAUCUUUGCAGAUGAGAGCGGCGAAUAUAGAGAAGGUGGCUAAGAGUAAAGUCAGCCAGAAACCACAAAGCAGUUAGCAUAAACACAC
This is a messenger RNA of Danaus plexippus (monarch butterfly), 529 nucleotides long. RefSeq lists its product as uncharacterized. Bases 144 to 518 code for a protein of 124 amino acids. Gene Ontology annotation, biological process: intracellular transport. The transcript is spliced from 5 exons. Gene Ontology annotation, cellular component: extrinsic component of membrane; BLOC-1 complex; transport vesicle. The record is from RefSeq and is a predicted model, not a curated record. Lineage: Eukaryota; Metazoa; Arthropoda; Insecta; Lepidoptera; Nymphalidae.